Molecule: messenger RNA, 1205 nt
Organism: Eriocheir sinensis (Chinese mitten crab)
Lineage: Eukaryota; Metazoa; Arthropoda; Malacostraca; Decapoda; Varunidae
Product: putative nuclease HARBI1
Exons: 3
Coding region: 159-1205 (348 amino acids)
Source: RefSeq, a predicted model, not a curated record
CCGAAUUUACAAUUAAUCUUAAACCGCUAAGUUUGACUUUAGGGCGAGUUUAACUUUAUUCUUCAUCUUAUCCCUCAUAAGUUGAUCUUAGCUGACGGGAUAUUUAAGGCGGGCCCAAACCCGUAUUAAGGAGCCUAAGUCGAACUUCAGUCGCCAAGAUGGCCGAACGUCAACAAGCCCGUCAGCGCCUAGUGAAGACUUUUCAAGAGCGAAGAGACGUUCUGAAUACUUUGAGUGACGCAGAACUAUUGAAACGCUACAGACUGGAUCGUGCAGGAGUACUGUUCGUAACGGAUUUGGUGAGAGGGGCCCUGCAAAGCCCUACUUCAAGGAGUUUUGCAUUGACACCCGAAAUGAAAGUAAUUAUUACACUGCGUUACUUAGCAACGGGGAAAAUGCAGAUGUGUAACAGUGAUGAUCUUGGUCCAUCACAGUCGUCAGUAAGCAAAGCGAUCACCGAUACCCUCAAGGCACUUACACAACCAGCCAUACUUGUCCAAUUCAUUCGAUUUCCUCGCACCGUCCCUGAAAUCCGAGAGAAACAACAAGAAUUUGUGCAAGUUGCAAACUUCCCUGGCAUUGUUGGUGUAAUAGAUUGCACGCAUGUCAGGAUACUGGCCCCCAGGGAAUAUGAAGCAGACUAUGUCAACAGGAAGAAUUUCCAUAGCAUAAACACACAAUUAGUGUUUGAUGCCAAAUAUAAUAUUCUUAAUGUUGUAGCUAAUUGGCCUGGGUCCACUCAUGAUGCUCGUAUUUGGCGUGAGAGUGGCCUCAAACGCAUGUUUGAGGAUCAUCGUAUACCACCGGAUUCAUGUCAUCUAUUAGGGGACAGUGGCUACCCUUGCAGACGGUAUCUGUUGACUCCCUUCCCUCGGCCACAGACUGACAGCCAGGCAGCAUACAACAGGGCACACAAGAAAACCCGGAGUAUUGUGGAACGAGGAAUAGGCCAACUGAAACGUCGGUUCCAUGUCCUCCAUGGUGAAGUCCGGCUCAACCCUGAAAAAACCUGCCAAGUGAUCCUUGCCUGUGCUCUGCUUCACAACAUAUGCAAGAAGAGGAAUAUUCAGCUGCCAGAUGAAAAUGUCGCAGAUGCGGAUGACAAUAUGGAGGUUGAAGAUGAACAUCAAGAAGUGCAGUUGCCACAGGAUGCAGCAAAUGGAACACGUUUCAGGGAGGUAUUCUGCAACCACCAUUUCCAGUAA